Molecule: messenger RNA, 1662 nt
Organism: Hevea brasiliensis (rubber tree)
Lineage: Eukaryota; Viridiplantae; Streptophyta; Magnoliopsida; Malpighiales; Euphorbiaceae
Product: beta-glucosidase 13-like
Exons: 13
Coding region: 7-1662 (551 amino acids)
Biological process (GO): carbohydrate metabolic process
Molecular function (GO): beta-glucosidase activity
Source: RefSeq, a predicted model, not a curated record
UCAAUUAUGGCUUUGGCUACUAAACACUCUCUUCUGCUGUUAGGGAUUCUCGUCUUCUUCAUAAGCUUGUCAGCUUAUACUAAGCCAGCAAUGGCAGAUGAUGAUGAUGAUGAUGAUAUCCCUGCAGAUUUUAGCCGUAAGUAUUUUCCAGAUGGCUUUAUUUUUGGGACUGCCACUUCUGCUUACCAGAUUGAAGGUGCAGCGAACAAAUCAGGCAGAGGACCCAGUGUCUGGGACACAUUUACCCAUGAGACUCCAGAGAGGAUAUUAGAUCACAGCAAUGGAGACAUAGCAGUUGAUUUCUAUCAUCACUUCCGGGAAGAUAUAAAAAAUGUGAAAAACAUGGGGUUUGAUGCUUUCAGAUUCUCCAUUUCAUGGACUAGAAUUAUACCUAGUGGAAGGAGACGUGAAGGAGUGAAUCAAGAAGGGAUUGAUUUUUACAAUGAUGUUAUUAAUGAAAUUAUAAAAAAUGACCUAAAACCUUUUGUUACAAUUUUUCAUUGGGAUACUCCUCAAGCCCUUGAGGACAAGUAUGGUGGCUUUUUAAGCUCCAAUAUUGUGAAUGAUUAUCGUGAUUAUGCGGAUCUUCUCUUUGAAAAAUUUGGUGAUCGAGUGCAAUAUUGGAUGACUUUCAAUGAACCUUGGGCUCUUAGUGGAUUUGCCUAUGAUGAUGGAAUUUUUGCCCCUGGUCGAUGCUCAUAUUGGGUGAAUCAUCAAUGUCCUGCUGGAAAUUCAGCCACUGAACCUUAUGUGGUUGCACAUCAUUUACUCCUUGCUCAUGCUGCCGCUGUACAAGUAUAUCGAGAAAAGUACAAGAAAAAUCAAAAUGGCCAGAUUGGGAUAACACUUUUUACCUUUUGGUUUGAACCUCUCUCCAAUAGAACAGUUGAUAUCGAAGCAUCCAAAACAGCUCUAGAUUUCAUGUUUGGAUUGUGGAUGGAUCCGCUAACCUAUGGUCGAUACCCAAGAAGAGUUCGAGAUUUAGUUGGAGAUAGAUUGCUCACAUUUACUGAUGAAGAAACUAAUUUGCUCAGAAAAUCAUAUGAUUUUAUUGGGUUACAAUACUACACUUCAUAUUAUGCAAAACCCAAUUAUACAGUUGAUCCAGAAUACAUCAGAUAUAAAACUGAUAGUCAUGUUAAUGUAACUGCUUAUGAUUAUGAUGGUAAUCUCAUUGGUCCACAGGCUUACUCACCUUGGUUUUACAUUUUUCCGAAAGGUAUCCGAAAUCUGUUGAACUAUACCAAAGACAGAUAUGAUGAUCCAGUAAUUUAUAUUACUGAGAAUGGGGUUGACAAUGCCAAUAACGAAACUGAAAGUAUUGACGACGCGCUUAAGGAUCAAUUUAGAAUAGACUACUACCGAAUGCAUUUAUGGAAAGCAUUGGAAUCUCUCAAUAAUUACACUGUUAAUGUCAAAGGUUACUUUGCAUGGUCAUAUUUGGACAACUUCGAAUGGAAUAUUGGUUACACUUCAAGGUUUGGUUUAUACUAUGUAGACUACAAAGAUAGCCAGCUGAAAAGAUAUGCUAAGCAUUCAGCUACAUGGUUCCACGGUUUUCUGAACAAUGCACUCUCUAAGAAGUCACAGCCUUUAAACAAGAUCACCGGCCAAGUUACUUCAGGGAACUCAAGGAAGCUUGGCAAAUACUACAUAAUGUGA